AUGAAAUCAGAACAAAUUUUAGAUUUAGCUGCAGGUUAUUAUGAUAAAAUUGAAACAUUUUUUAAUCGUUCAUUAACAUCUAAAGAAAAAUAUGAAUUAAAAAAAAGUAUAUUACAAGCUAAUAUAAAAUAUUUAAAUUCAUUUGAUGAACUUGAAUAUAUUAUUCAACGAAGAUUAAAUGAACAACAAUUACGAACACUUAUUGGUAAACAAUAUCAUGAUAUUGAAAUACGUUUAGGUAAAUUAUUAACAGAAAAACAAAUACGAAAUAUUUUACAUGAAGAAUAUGAUUCUUCAUUAGUUGAAGUUGAAGAUCUUGUUAAUUAUUUAAAACGAAAAAAUCAAGAUAAUCAUAAACGAACACAAUUUAUUUUUAAUCGACUUAUGAAAAAAAUCGAUCAAGAUUAUAUUGAAUCUCCAAAAGAAUCUAUUAUAAUAAAAUCUUUAAGACCAUUUAAUAUCACAUCAUCUCUUCAACAGAAACAAUCCGAUAUUGAAUUUCAUCAAAGUACUAUUGAAUUAUUAGAACAAUUAUCGAAUGAUGUACAACAACAUAAAAUAAUUAAACAACAAGAUAGUUCAAUAGAUUCACGUUCAUCGGAAAUAUUCGAUGAUAAAAGUACAUCAAGUUAUGAUGAAUAUAAAACUCAACAACAAUUAUUACCUGAUAAAGAAACAACUCCUAAAUCGACUUCUUCAUCAUAUGAACUAAUUUCAUCUCCUGUUCACGAAAUUCAAUCAAAAAAAGUAUUUGAAAAUAUAAUACGUAUCGUUAAACCAAUUGCUGAUAAAGAACAUAUCGAAGAAAUGACAACCGUAACAAAUGCUAUUGAUAAAUUUCAAAUGAAAAUUUCUCGAAAUGAUGCACCCGCUGUAUCAACAAUAUUUUUAAAUGAUUUUUCUUCAAAAGUUGAUAAACCAAGUAGCCGUCAAACGACAUCAACAUGGUUAUCUAAUCUUAAGAAAGAUACAACAUUAUCUUAUUUACCAACAAUUAAACCUAUAGAUAAUAAAUCAAUCAAUCGUGAACUUUCUUCACCAGAAAUUCGUACGGCUGAUGAUUUAUAUUUGGGUUGGACAUUAUUUAAAAGUAUUGAUCGUCCAGAUGUAGGUUUAAAAGAAGAAAAACCACGUAUGAUUAAUGUUAAGCAUAUAGCACAGACUUUUGUUGUUGGUAUUCCUGAGGAAUAUGCUGAUACGAAAACAAAAGUUAUUGCAAAUAAAAUCUAUCAAGGCAAACCUAUUCUUCCUCGUUUACCCAAAUCUCGAAUAAUUAAAGAAAUGACUGAAUUUGUUUCACAAUUAUUUCAUAUGCCAAUCAUCAGUGAUGCUACUCAUUUUAUUGUUCCAUCACGAACUUACAACGAUAUAAUCGAAUCUAUGAACAUAUAUGAAUCAGAAAUUAUUCAUAUCGAAGAUGAUGAAUUACAAGUAAAAGAAUUAUUUUAA
This is a messenger RNA of Rotaria sp. Silwood2, 1449 nucleotides long. Lineage: Eukaryota; Metazoa; Rotifera; Eurotatoria; Philodinida; Philodinidae. The record is from the annotation of a GenBank genome assembly.